This is a messenger RNA of Dovyalis caffra, 744 nucleotides long. NCBI's taxonomy places the organism in Eukaryota, Viridiplantae, Streptophyta, Magnoliopsida, Malpighiales, Salicaceae. The record is from the annotation of a GenBank genome assembly.
AUGAAUGAAUGGCUAGGGAACGGAGGUUCCAGUGCUAAGGAGCAUCACGAAGGCAAGUUGGAUGUGGACAAGAAGGACGCGAGGAUUGCAGAUUAUUUUGAUUUCAUUGCUGGGGCGAGCACGGGAGGCCUUAUAGCAGCUAUGCUUACUGCUCCGAACGAUAAGAAACGGCCUCUGUUUGCAGCAAAAGAUAUUGUUAAGUUUUAUGAAGAGCAGAGUUCAAAUAUCUUUACGAAUAGGGGAGAACAAUCCCCUUUCAAAGUAGAUGAGAAAAGCCAACUUCUGCUUGCUGAAGAGGAUUUCAAAAUCUCUAUUCCUGAUGAAGCAAGGAUGGAGAUCCAGCAAUUUUCUUACCAAGUGUACGUAGCUGCGCGUGAGGUGAUGAAAGAAGGAAAGACGGAUUUUGACAAGCUUGUCGUUGUUUCACUUGGAACUGGAGCACCAAAUGAAAGGGACAGGCUAGAGGUUGGAGGUGGCGAAUGGGGAAUUUUUGAUUGGCUUUGGCAGGAUGACAAUUCCAACCCGUUGUUGGAUAUCUUGAUGACUGCAGCGGAUGAAUUGACUGAAAUGUAUGCCUCCAGCAUCUUUCAAUACAGUGGAUUAAAAAACAACUACACUCGGCUCCAGGCCAACCUCGCACUCACUGAAUCCAUGGUGGACGAUACUAGCCAAAAAAAUCUGGAGAAUCUCAAGAAGAUCGGUGAGGAUUUAGCGACAAAAAACGAUGCCAAACUUGAGGAGUAA